Drosophila eugracilis is the source of this 3278-nucleotide messenger RNA. Its product is annotated as protein new-glue 2. NCBI's taxonomy places the organism in Eukaryota, Metazoa, Arthropoda, Insecta, Diptera, Drosophilidae. The record is from RefSeq and is a predicted model, not a curated record. The transcript has a single exon. Bases 228 to 575 code for a protein of 115 amino acids.
GUGCAAAUAGCUAGCUGUUGGUUUAUGAGUGUCACCAAAAGAGCAAAAAAAAAAAAAAAAAUAAAAAUAAAAAUAAUAAUAAUAAUGAACUGGAUUUGUUCUAACGUAUGUUGUUUUGUGACCAUUGUUAGGCCUCAAUGACGCGAAUAACGACCACAGGCACCUAUAAAUAGGGUCGUUGGCGGCUGUUUAAGAUCAUCCAGUCUUUUGCAAAACAUCGACUCAACAUGAAGCUCCAUUGGCUUUUAUUGGCUGUUGUCCUGAUCUGUGCCUUGAGCUAUACCAGCUCCAGUACCACCACCAGCACGGAGACUACUACCACUACCACCACUGAAUCUGGCUCCACGACCACCACCACCGCAUCCGCCUCAUCAUCUUCCUCGGACACCACCGAGGCCAGCAGCAGCAGCAGCGAUACGGCAACCUCUUCAUCGUCCAGUUCCACUUCAACUUCUUCAGCCAAAAAGAAGGCCGCUGCCAAAAGGCGUGCUGCCAGAAGGAAGCGUGCCGCCAGAAGGAGGCGUGCCGCUGCCAGAAGGAAGCGUGCCGCUGCCAGAAGGCGCAACAGGGGUUAAACCAGAGGAUCCACAACAACAGGACUCAAUCAAGAAUCGAUUUUUUUUUUUCAACCUUCUCUCUUGAUCCUUCUAGAGGAAAAAAUAUAAUCCUGACUAUGGUAUAAAAUUGCAUACAAAAAAUAUUUACAAGUGUUUGAAAUUAUUUUAGGAGAAAGAAAAUAUUCUCUAUGAAAUGCAGCUUAACUUUUCAGAUCAGAUCAGAUCAGAUUUUCCCAAAUAAAAACCAAACUAAGACUUUUCCGCAAGACAAUACAAAAACAAUAAGCGAGACAGAAGCGAGCAGGGCAACUGGCAUUUAACGGCGCAUUUGGAGUGCACUGAAUCGGUUAGCUUGAUUACUUUUGCUUUUUUGUGGCGCCAAGGGUGAAAGGUUAAAGUUACGCCCAAAAAUAUACUCAUACCCCUCAUUCACAUGGCUACCUCAAUAAAAAAAAAAAGCAACAAGUUAAAAGACCACGCAAGCAAAAAAGCAAAACCCAUCAAGAUCCCCACCAUUCCAGGUUCAUUCCCAUUUGCAAUUCUCAUUCCCAUUCCCAUUUCGAAUUCAAAUAUGGGAGCGGGGGGGAGAGACCUCGACCUCGACCACCGAAACCCAUCAGAAAUUACAGCGCAUAAAAAUGGUUAUAACCAAAGAAUUAUGACUAUGACGAAUAUAGGAGAACUCUAUUAAAGUAAUCAAAUAUGAACCUACAAGUUCCUUGGAUUCCGCGGCUGAUCACUAGAUUAAAUCAAAAGAUUUUUUCCCCCAAUCUUGAGAAUUGGAAUUUAAACUUGAAUAUUUGGCAUAUCUUUCGAGUUUCUAUAAUUCGAAUAUAUCCUUGAAAAGAGAAAGGGUAUGUGAAUAUGGAAAACAAUAACAAGCAGCUAACGCAGUACAAUGGGCACAACUGUUGCUGUUCUUGUUCUCCUUUUUGACCUUUCUCCGUUUUCUUCUCACACUUCCACCUUUUUCUUUCUUCACUGCAAACUUAUAAGAUGUGUUUUGAGUGUGUGUGUGUGUAUGUGUGUGUGACAGAGACAGUUUGCGGUGGAUGAGCGUGAAAAUGGCAUUCGUCUUUAGACAAAGAAAGCGACAUUAGAAAGAGAUGGCAAUGGAGUGAAAGAAGAAGAAGACACAACAUAACAAAGAAGCAUAUUACUAUCAUAUGUGUGUUAAAGAGAGAAGGGACGAGGUAAGUUUGCGGGAAUACAGGGCGUAUGAAUUCGUUUUCUAGAUUCAUUUCGAUCGUUUUAGAUCUGCAAAUCUAAAGAGAAGGUUUUUUUUUAUAACCCAAAAUGAACCAAAAAUUUUGGUAUCUAAAAAAAAUAACAUUGCAUACUUUGUGGCAACUUAAAAAUGCUUUUUAUAGUUUUCAAAACUAUAAACAGACUUUAGAAACCCUUAACUUUCCCUCCAAUUAAAGCAUAAGGACGCCCAAGGACUUUGAUGUGUUUUCUUAGUUUAUACACAUCCUUCCUCAUUUUCCCCCCAGGGGACACCCUGUACUUGUGUAUAUUGAUAUGCUGCGCUUUGUGGCCAUUGAUGUUGAUAUGCUCGACGUGACUUAUAUUAUAUGUACAUACGCACCAUGCACACGAAUAAUACGAAUAAAUGUUUUUUGCCCAUAAACGAAACAACCCACCCACCCACAGAAAGGCAGGGCUUUAUGGUUGAAUGAAAGAGACGGCAAAUACAAUUACGGCUUGUUUGUUCUUGUCAAUUUUGGAUGUAUUUUCUUCUUUCUUUUUUUUUUUUUUAUACAUAUUUCUCAUGGUGGUUUUUUUGUAUGCGGUCUUUGUAUUGUUAUUGUAACAACGCCCACAAUUCUUGGGGAAAUUUCAGCUUACUGCUUAUUAUUUUGCAAAAUACUUGAGGCCAUCACAUUGAGAGCGCGAGCCCACGAGAAAUUUGAAAACACUAUACAUAAGCUUCUUGGAUAUGUUGGGUAAUUUUGCGAAUUUUUCGACUUUGUACUCUGUCAGUCUGUUUUUCUGGCCAUACAAUGGCUGCCAGCUGUGAGGCUUAAAUUUGAGAGUUUUGACACGAGUGACAAGUGUGCCUUAGUGGGGGUACGGGACAAUAUAAAAUAAAAAUUUGAAAAAGGCGGCGGCGGGGGGCUUAAAUCAACAAGUGUGUGGAUGGUAUAGAUAAUUCCCAAAGCCAACUGAAUACCUUCAACAGCUCUUUCUCUAUCAAAAUUUAGGUUGAUCAUAUAAGCAAAAAAAGUAAAUAAAUAAAUAAAAGAUUUCAGCUUAAAAAUUAUUGACAUAUGAUGGUAAAUAACUUAAAAAGCAUAAAGAAAUGCUUUUUAUAUAUAAUAUGAAGUAAAAUUUCUGUUCGAAAGACUAAUUUUAUAUUUAAGAAAUCCAUUCAGUACACCCUCUUAAAGGUAUUUACUUAUUUUUCUUGUAAUUUCCUAAACUACCACUAAAAUCAAGUCAAGCUCAAGGACAUUUGGAAUGGCUAACCGACUUAAGUCCAGUUAUGUCAAGUUUAGUUACACUUGAGGCUGAUUAAAGUCGGCCAAUAAAAAGGUCCUGCGAGAAACAAUUAGUUUAGCAUGACCCCCUCCCACCUUCUCCCUUCUACCCUCAUCUUUUGGGCAAAUUGCCUUUGCCUAAUUUGGUUUUUCUCUUCUUCUUUUCUUCUCUUGGCUAUGGCUCGCCUUCUGAAUUCGUAUGCAAAGGGCGCAUAAAUUUAAUCAGUUAGUAGAAUGUUGU